GUAACUCACAUGAACACAUCACGUCCACUUGUGCCAAGCUAGUUCACCUAAGUGGUGGUGUUUCUGGUGUACUGUCUGUGUAGUGUUGAGGAACAUACGUUAACCAACAUUCUCAUCUACAGCUGCUCACGUUAACCAACAUUCUCAUCUACAGCUGCUCACGUUAACCAACAUUCUCAUCUACAGCUGCUCACGUUAACCAACAUUCUCAUCUACAGCUGCUCACGUUAACCAACAUUCUCAUCUACAGCUGCUCACGUUAACCAACAUUCUCAUCUACAGCUGCUCCUACUAAACACUAAAGAUGGAGUACAUGGAAGUGACGUGUGGCAUCUGUGAGCUCCAGUUCCAUGAUGACAACAAUGCCCGUAAUCUACCUUGUGGACACUCACUCUGUACCUCGUGUGUGGAUGAACUCCUCACCAGGGACAAAAAGUGUCCAGAGUGCCGAAUCAACAUAACAGUGUCCACCUCUCAGGAACUGCCUAUCGGUUAUACGUUAAUGAGACUUGCUCGUGCCUGUGGGGAAAUUAACAAGCAGCAGCAGAAAGAAGAUUCAUCCUCUGAUACAGAGAAUGAGACCCAACCUGAUGCAGAGUGAUGGAAGAGAGUGAGCUGCGGUGCGAGGUGUGUAGGGAGCGAUACGGUGAGGAGGAGCGGGCGCCUCGGAACCUUGGGUGCGGCCACUCCAUGUGCACCCUGUGUGUUGGGCAGCUCAUCGACGGGGAUCACCAGGCCGCCUGUCCUGAGUGCCAGGCUCCCUUUUCAGCUCUCAGAAUCUCGGAUACGGUCGUUAAUUAUCCACUCCUCAGGCUUAUACGCGCCCUUGACGCCACCAAGAUCGACAAACUCCAGAAAUUACCACAGCAGGAGGAGGAGGUGGUUCAGCAAACGUCCAAGUCCUCAUUUCCAAAUCAAAGUUCUUUAUCGGACACUGCAGCAGUAGGGGAGUGCAGAGUACACAGAAUACCUCUUUCAUCCAUGUGUAUGAGAUGUUCCGUGUUGUUGUGUCAAGAGUGUCUUUCUUUAGACCACUACCCUCCACCCAGAGGUCAGUGUCGCACCCUUGCAGUUACUCAAGCUAUAGCAGAGAUAAAAUCCAGCCAGUUGCAGGCCAUCUCCUCCAAAAUGGUGAGUAUAAAUGCCCUGAAGCUGAAACUAGAAAGAGAGAUCUCCUCUCUCUCCUCUACAAAAGAACAGCAUACAACCACAGCUUCCAGACUCAACACGUUACUGCAGGCGGUCGAGGACAGCUUCAGAGAUCUAGAAUCAAAACUCGAUUUACAAAAUGAGGAAGCUGUCAAGAAGCUGGCUGAGAUAGAGAGCAUACUGGAGAUGCUGCGACAGACGGAGUGUGGAGUGGAGAGGGCCAAGACACCGCGGGAUAUAUUGAGUGCUCUCGAGGUGGGCGGAGACUGCCUCAACCAAGUAGAGGAGUGUCUCACUCAGGAGCAGCACCGCCAGGUCCCAGCCCUACCCAGGAUCAUCUCCAGGGAAAAACAGAACCUCCGUGAAGUGUUGGAGACCGGGAGGAGCAUCUACACGAGCCGGGAGGUGGGAGGGCGGAGGAGGUGGGCCAGGGUAACUCGCCAAGACGAAAUGCUUCAUCUUCACGCACUUCAAGUCGGCGCUCACGCUCCUCAUGGUGUUACUGUGCCCUACAAGAUGGUGAGACAGCUGGUGCCCUGUCAGUGUGCGUCCAUCUUCCUCGACGUGGGCAUAGGAGGCGUCCUUCAUGGACGUGUCUACGUCCGUAUGUUCGGGGACACCCCACGCACUCGUCAGACGAUGCUGCUUUGUUCAGGCGAGCAGGGCCCCAGCUACAGAGGCACCUGCUUCUUCAAGGUUGAGAAGCAAGGGCAGCCGUGGGAGACGCUGCUGGGUGGAGACUAUGAACAUAACAGAGGAACGGGAGGACGGAACCUGGUCUACGGGGUGACGGAUGGUGGUGUCUACAAGACGGAGGUGGUGACAGGUCUCAUGGCGAGUGGCUCAGCCAAAGAAUCCUCAAAGUUAGCGCAGUUCUAUUUCUACCUGAGGCAGAUUCCGGGAUCUUACGACAACGGGGGACACGGGAUCGUCACCAGUGGUCUGGAUACACUGAGGGCUGCGUCUCGCCACUACCCCAUCACAGAUUCACUCGUGCAAGACUGUGGGCUGGUGAUUCCUUCAUGAGAAGACAAUUGAUAUAUAUGAAACCCGUUUUUUAUUCAACAAUACAAAACUUUCAUUAGAAAGUUCAAAUAAUACUUGAGUGACACUUUAAGAGAUGGAUAGAUAUUCAUAAAUGUAACUCAAGUCUUUUACUGUAUAUAUAUACCGUAUAUCUGCACCACACAGUCAGUGCCUACAAACCUCUUAAUUUCAUCUCACAUGUGGUAAUUCAUCUUUCCUUAAGCAAAGUUUUCCACUGUCCACUGGUGAUGUGAUCUUACAAAUGGCUGCUCACUGACACUCCAGUUCCUCAUUCCUUAUAGUAAUAUCACAUAACUGGAUAUCAGGUCUCACCAAUUCGUUCUUUUUCCAUCUUAUACUUCUUUAAAGAAACUGGAGACUAUCAUUCUUGUAUCCAUAACACAAAAGCGUAUGAUGCUUUUGAACAUAUACUGUGUUUCCAAGGACACUCAAACAUCACUUCACUAACAACUUUUUCAGUAUGUAUGUUUCUGCACAUCAUGGAUUAAUCUAAGUCUUCUGUAGCAACGAAAUCACCCAAGACCAUUUAUUAUCAAGCUUAAUCCACCAUAUGCAUUUGUUUGUAAUAUAACGUCAAGUUUUAAAUAAAUAUUAACUAAUUUAUCGAACAUUACAACAAAGUUUAUAAUUGUUGUUGACCGUUGAGUUCCUCCCCAAUCGUCUGUUUCAAAAAAAUUCCAUAUUGCUCUAAAAAUGUGCAACUUUCCUCACUAUUUCUCGUCUAAUUUUGGUUAGGUUAGGUUAGUUUAUUUAAGACAAUAUCCUCAGUUAUACGUCUCUGUGUAUUACGUCUCUUCUUUGAUUUUCUUUAUUAAUUUUAAGUUAUUUCUUCGUCAAAAGUGUUCAUUCAAAAGCUUUACCCAGUACAGUACUUGUUACGGGAAGUGUUAAUCCUCAGCCUAUUUAACACUGAUAACAGUAGAUGAAGCAGCAGUAGCAGACUAGCAGUAAACAAAGCAACAGUAGCAGACUAGCAGUAAACAAAGCAACAGUAGCAGACUAGCAGUAAACAAAGCAACAGUAGCAGACUAGCAGUAAACAAAGCAACAGUAGCAGACUAGCAGUAAACAAAGCAACAGUAGCAGACUAGCAGUAAACAAAGCAACAGUAGCAGACUAGCAGUAAACAAAGCAACAGUAGCAGACUAGCAGUAAACAAAGCAACAGUAGCAGACUAGCAGUAAACAAAGCAACAGUAGCAGACUAGCAGUAAACAAAGCAACAGUAGCAGACUAGCAGUAAACAAAGCAACAGUAGCAGACUAGCAGUAAACAAAGCAACAGUAGCAGACUAGCAGUAAACAAAGCAACAGUAGCAGACUAGCAGUAAACAAAGCAACAGUAGCAGACUAGCAGUAAACAAAGCA
Messenger RNA from Homarus americanus (American lobster), 3561 nucleotides. RefSeq names its product E3 ubiquitin-protein ligase TRIM32-like. Gene Ontology annotation, molecular function: peptidyl-prolyl cis-trans isomerase activity; zinc ion binding. The coding region runs from base 601 to 2175 and encodes 524 amino acids. The transcript has 5 exons. The record is from RefSeq and is a predicted model, not a curated record. Gene Ontology annotation, biological process: protein peptidyl-prolyl isomerization. NCBI's taxonomy places the organism in Eukaryota, Metazoa, Arthropoda, Malacostraca, Decapoda, Nephropidae.